AAGUAUUGAUUGAAAGUUCAAGUUAUUGAAUCAAACUUAUAAAUGAUUUCUGUGAUUGUGCUUUCAUCUAUUUUGUGCGGAUGUUCUGUUGUAUUAAAUCUUAUCGUAAUUUUAACAGUUUCAAAAAAACGGUCAAAAGAUUUACGUCACUUAAUUUUAAUGAGUCUUGCUCUGUGUGAAGGAAUGAGUAUUACAGUAUGGUACCUUAAUUAUGUGUAUAGUUACUUUCACAAACACGAACCAUUAACUAAAAAAUUAUGUGGAAUCAGUGGGUUUAUUGAGUUGUAUUUAACUAUAACCGCAGUUUCGCAUUUAGUAUGGUUAUGCAUCUACCGUUUUAUAUCAAUUUCGCAUCCCCUAAAAAUACAUUAUUUCUUUGUUGAUACAAAAAGAAGAGUGUUGUAUUUUAUUUUACCUUGUUGGAUUUAUGGUUUAUUUUGGUCGUCAGCUCCUUUAUUUGGCUGGAUUAAAUUAGGGGAAGAAAACUCAAGUUAUUAUCGCUGCACAGUAAUAUAUUAUCCGGAUGAAUUUCUAAAACGCAGCUAUCUGUUUGUUUUUAUAGUAUUUUUCUAUUUUAUGCCUUUAAGUGCAAUUUCUUUCUUUACAUUAAAAGUGCAUUUAGAGCUUCGAAGUAUGCUGAAGCAAUGUAAAAAGGUUUCGGGAAAUAAUGCGUUAAUUACUAAAGACACUUAUAAACUUGCACGACAAGAUUUUAUUAACGCGUGUCUUAUUGUGGCAUCAUUUGCUAUUGUAUGGAGCCCAUAUGCCUUAUGCGUUUUUGCUUUAAGCCUCGGAUAUAAAAAACUAAAAGGGUUCUUAUUUUUUUGUGCUCUGUUCUCUAAAUUAUCUACAAUAUUUGAUCCAAUCAUUUAUUGCCUAGUGUACAAAAACUUUAGGGAAACUUUAAGAAGAGAUAUAAAAACAAUUUUUAAAGUUGCAGCUGUUGCACCACAAUAGUGAAUUUAGCAGGCAACAGUAUAACUCAAAAUCUUUUAAAUAUUAGAACGAUAAAGAAUCUUGUAGUUUGAAAAG
This is a messenger RNA of Hydra vulgaris (swiftwater hydra), 1032 nucleotides long. RefSeq names its product melanopsin-B-like. Gene Ontology annotation, molecular function: G protein-coupled photoreceptor activity. The record is from RefSeq and is marked predicted. Gene Ontology annotation, cellular component: plasma membrane; photoreceptor outer segment. Gene Ontology annotation, biological process: phototransduction; cellular response to light stimulus; G protein-coupled receptor signaling pathway. Lineage: Eukaryota; Metazoa; Cnidaria; Hydrozoa; Anthoathecata; Hydridae.